Molecule: messenger RNA, 1598 nt
Organism: Microtus oregoni (creeping vole)
Lineage: Eukaryota; Metazoa; Chordata; Mammalia; Rodentia; Cricetidae
Gene: Npl
Product: N-acetylneuraminate pyruvate lyase
Exons: 13
Coding region: 120-1082 (320 amino acids)
Biological process (GO): N-acetylneuraminate catabolic process; carbohydrate metabolic process
Molecular function (GO): N-acetylneuraminate lyase activity; 4-hydroxy-tetrahydrodipicolinate synthase activity
Source: RefSeq, a predicted model, not a curated record
GUCCCCCGUGCACGGGAGCAACAGGGUGGCCAAAGUGAGCGUGGCGCCAACCGGAGGAGCAAAGGUGCUGGUCCUUGGAUGUACGGCAAUUUCCUGACUUAAACCCUUCCAGAAGCUCCAUGGCCUUCCCUAAGAAGAAACUCCGGGGUCUUGUUGCUGCCACCCUCACCCCAAUGACCGAGAAUGGAGAAAUCAACUUUCCUGUAAUUGGUCAGUAUGUGGAUUACCUGGUUAAAGAACAGGGCGUGAAGAACAUUUUUGUGAAUGGCACCACGGGAGAAGGCCUGUCCCUGAGUGUCUCUGAGCGUCGCCAGGUGGCAGCGGAAUGGGUGACACAGGGGAGGAACAAGUUGGACCAGGUGGUAAUUCACGUGGGAGCACUAAGUUUGAAGGAGUCACAAGAACUGGCCCAGCAUGCAGCAGAAAUUGGAGCUGAUGGCAUUGCUGUCAUUGCACCUUUCUUUUUCAAGUCACAGAGCAAAGAUGCCCUGAUAAGUUUCCUGAGGGAGGUGGCUGCUGCAGCCCCUGCUUUGCCUUUUUAUUACUACCACAUUCCUUCCUUGACGGGAGUAAAAAUUCGUGCAGAAGAGCUGCUUGAUGGGAUUCGGGAGAAGAUCCCCAGCUUUCAAGGACUGAAGUUCAGUGACACGGAUCUCUUAGACUUCGGGCAGUGCGUGGAUCAGAAUCAGCAGCGACAGUUUGCUUUGCUGUUUGGGGUGGAUGAGCAACUGCUGAGUGGUCUGAUCAUGGGGGCAAAUGGAGCCGUAGGCAGUACGUAUAACUACCUGGGAAAAAAGACAAACCAGAUGCUGGAGGCGUUUGAACAGAAAGACUUCACUUCAGCCCUCAAUUACCAGUUUUGUAUCCAGAGAUUUAUCAACCAUGUGAUCAAACUCGGUUUUGGAGUGUCACAGACCAAAGCCAUCAUGACGCUGGUCUCUGGGAUUCCAAUGGGCCCACCCCGGCUUCCUCUGCAGAAAGCCACCCAGGAGUUUACUGCUAAGGCUGAGGCCAAGCUGAAGAGCCUGGACUUCCUUCCUUUCCCUGGUGUAAGGGAGGGGAACGUGGGAGCCUGCAGCUAGUGCCUGUUGAGUCUGGGUAUGCUUACUGAGACUUCACCCAUCUUCAAUAGUACGUUCUCUUCUCAGGGACUUUUUAGAUGAUUUUGAGCUAAGCUUUUAGCAAAUGGAAUCCCACACUAAUAAAUAUUUAAAUAACAAAUGUGGUUGUUUUGUUUAUCAAGACAGGGAUUCUCUGCAGAGCCCUAGCUGGCCUGGAACACUACUCUGUCAACCAGGCUGACCUUGAACUCAGAGACCUGCUUGCCUCUGCCACCCAAAUUCUGGGAUUAAAGGAAUGUACCAGUACAAUCACCCAGUCUAAAUAUCAAUUAUGAACCUAAAAAUGUGUGCGUUAUAAAAUGUUGGCUGCUGAAUUUCUUGUAAACAACUUGUUUUCCUCUGCUUUGAGCACGAGACCCUGUUGGCAGGCUGGUGGUGCUGCAGUUGAAAGAUACCAAGAGCUGGGGGCAUGGUCAGAGCCCAAUAUAAGCUGCCCCUGAGCACAAUAAAGUGGGCAUUCUUGGCAUUUUUUUUUGU